CCCAUCUAGAACUUUAGGGAGUUGAAAUUUUGUAUAAACCAUAAAUGUAAAAAUAAGUAAAUGAAAAAAGACGUAAAUGUAACAAUACUAAUUUAAAAUUAUUAAAAAUUAAUCAGUACUAUAUUCUCGGAAAUUACUAAAAUUUUUGAACAUAACCUUGAAAAACAUACUCAAAUGUUAUGUCAUUAAACCGCUAUAGAAAUAUUUGUCCAACGUAUAUAGUAAUCAAUUUCUUUUAAAUUGUAUAUAGUUAAUUGUUUAUAAUGUCAAUGCUAUUAAGAUUAUUAAGUUCACGAAAUUUUUAUUCUUUGAAAAAUGUUAUUCAAACAUGCCCGAGACGGAACGAAAGUGUUUCGAGGAUUCAACAAACUUCCAUGGCGAAAACUGUAUUAAGAACGAGUCUGGUAGGGGUUACUGUCGGCGUGAUUGUCACGACAGGUUACACUUGGUAUUCGUCUAUGCAAGCUUCGAAAAAUUUUCCUCUGAAUGAAGUUAAAUACGAAAUUAAAACGUUGAAAGAAAAGCCAACAGUUCCUAUUUCUCGAAAGAUUAUCUCACCAAUAGAUUCAACCGGAUUAAAAUUGACCCUCUUCCAAUACCAAACAUGUCCCUUCUGUUGUAAGGUCAGAGUUUUCUUGGAUUAUUAUGGUUUAUCCUAUGAUGUUGUAGAAGUGGAUCCAGUAUUGCGCAAAGAAAUAUCAUGGUCGUCUUACAGAAAGGUUCCAAUAUUAUUAACAGAAGUGAAAUCUGGCUAUCAGCCGCUAAAUGACAGCUCGAUGAUCAUUUCAUUGCUGGCAUCAUAUUUCAAAGAUAGAUCGCAGGAAGUUAAUGAACUGGUAGCAUAUUAUCCCUUCAUAGCGAUGCAUAAUGAAAACGACAAAUUGAAAUACGAAAUUAUGAACAAGUACUUUCUAAUGUACAAUAAUACUUUGUCUGAACAUGAAGACUUGAACAAUCAGAUAAAAGAACGGGAAUGGAGAAAAUGGGCAGACGAUGUUCUGGUACAUACUUUAUCACCGAAUGUCUAUAGAUCUCUCAAAGAAGCUUAUGAAACGUUCAACUGGUUCUCGAAAGUUGGUAAAUGGGAAGAGUAUUUUCCAACGUGGGAAAGACUGAUAAUGAUAAAUGUGGGCGCAACGGCAAUGUGGAUGAUAUCUAAGCGUCUGAAACGAAAGCAUAAUCUCAAGGAUGAUGUUCGACAGUCUUUUUACGAUGAAAUUAACAAAUGGUUAGGUGCCAUUAAGAAACGCGGUAGUACAUUUAUGGGAGGAGAGAAACCUGACUUGUCAGAUCUUGCUGUUUAUGGAAUAUUGAAGAGCAUAGAAGGUUGCAAUGCUUUCAAAGAUGCUCUGACCAACACAAAACUGAAAACAUGGUACAAUGCAAUGACAAAAGAGGUAGAGUCACACUCUGGAACCAAAUACCUAGGAAAUUAAACAAUGUAUAUAAGCAGCUUUUUUGAGAUCAUUACUAUUCGAUUCAAUCUUGAAUUACUUUUGAUUCUUUGAAGCUAAGUUCUAAGUGGAGUAAUUAUAAGUAAUAAUUUAAGGAUAAGGAACUAGAUAUUGUAUUUCAUAUUUUAUUUAUAAGACACAGUAUUCUUGUGUAUGAA
Molecule: messenger RNA, 1612 nt
Organism: Colletes gigas
Lineage: Eukaryota; Metazoa; Arthropoda; Insecta; Hymenoptera; Colletidae
Gene: Su(P)
Product: prostaglandin E synthase 2
Exons: 5
Coding region: 264-1436 (390 amino acids)
Cellular component (GO): mitochondrion
Molecular function (GO): prostaglandin-E synthase activity
Source: RefSeq, a predicted model, not a curated record